UAGAAUUAUAUCCAGAAUUAACAACUCCACUUUCAAUUAAUUUAAUAUCACAAUUAGAAAAAAAAGGAAUUGUUGAAGCUGGAGACCGUUUAUCAUUAAUUCGUUAUCAAACAAUGACAGAAGAAAUAUUUAAUGAAUUUUUAUCAUUAUUUAAACAAACAAGUUCUGAUGUAAAUCAACGUCAAGUAAAUUAUCCAUUAUUUUUCCAAUGUGCUGUUUCAACAAAUGGUGAAUCUGUUAAAAAAGUUCUUCAAUGGAUUGAGAAAAGAUUUACUAAUGAACAACUUAUUGUUAUUGAACUUUUCUUAGAACAACUUAAAUCAGUUAAAAAUAAAUUUCCAUUGGAAAUGUUACCAAAUAAUUUCGAAUCAAUUGAAAAUAUAAUUAAUAUUGCAUUAAAUCAUUUACAACAAUCAGAAAAUACUUUACGACGUAUUAUUAAUUAUCAAAUAUUUUUACUUCAACUUGUUGAACAUUCUUCAAAUAAAGAACAAAAAGAAAAAAUUCAAAGAUUUGCUACGAAAAUUCUUAAAGAAUGUUCUUCGAAAAAUGAUGUUUAUAGAAUAUUUACUGCAUCGAUAUCUAAAACAUAUCCAGAAACACGUCAUAUAUUGGCAAAUAUUCUUAUCUCAGAUAUCUUUCCAAAAUUGAUUUCAAAAUCUAUGUUGAACGAAUUAGUUAGUGUAUUAAAUUCAGCUAUUGACGAAGCUUGGCGUUUACCACAAAUUGAUUCAUUUAUUGAUAAAUUUUUUACUGAAUUUCUUCCUUCAUCAAUAAAACUUCAAUCAUCAUUUAGUAUUGAUUCACAUUCGACAUUAAUUUCAUUUUAUCUCAAAAAUCGUUCAACUCGAUUUCAACGUGUUAAUUAUUUAAUUAAUAAAUUGGAUAAAUUAUUUUUUAUUAAUACAGAUGUUCAACAAAUUGCGAUACGUUCACAACAACAUCGACAACUCAUAGAUCAAUUAAUUCAAGAUGAGAAAUGUUUUACUUUUGAUAAAUUAUCAAACGAACAAAGUAAAUUUUCAACAAUCUUAACUUCAUCUAAGAAAAAUAUGAAAGAACCUGGUUUAAAUACUGAUACUUUAUCGAGCUUAUCUCAUUUAUUAACUGGAAAACAACAAGAACAUAUUACAAAUAUUAUUCUAAAUGAUUAUCUUCAAGAUAAAGAAGUAAGUAAUUUACAAAAAUUAGUAUCAUUUCGUAUUCUUCGUCGUCUAACACAUACAUAUAAUAUAACUCUCGAAUGGAUCUAUAAAAAACAAGAUUCACCAUUACCAAUUGACAGUUCUACAGAGAAGAAAAGUUCUCGUAAUCGAGGUGCUGCUACUGAACCACUUGAUGAUAUCCUUAUAUGUUUACCAUCUACAUUUGAUUUAACGCCACAAUCAUUAAUUAAACAUUUGGAGUUUUUAACAACAAAAUUAAAUGCAUCAAAUGCAAAAUAUAUUAGUGAUGCUAUGUUAAGUAUUUCACGAAAAAUACCGGAUGAAAUAUUUCUAGAAAAAUAUCUGGAUUUUAUACAAAAUGAACAAUUUCAAAAACUUGGUACAUCAGCAAAUAAAGCACUACUUCGUUUAUUAGUUGAAUAUGUAUCAAAUACAAAUUUAAUAAAAUUAAUUAUUAAGCCAAUAUGGAAUAAACGACCACAUCAAGAUGUUCGUGCAUGUCUUAUUUUAACUUUACUUCAUUUUAUUGGUAAAACGUCUUCAGAAGAAGAUGAAAAUAUUAUUUGGGAGAUUCUUGAAGAAGCAACAGAAGAUGAUUAUCUUCCUGUUGUACAAAAUUUAUUUGCUGAUCAGCCAGGAAGAUCUUCUGGGAGAGGAAAAUCUUCUCCUUCUUGGCCAUUAACAAAACUAAAACAUUCAUCUGAAAAUGUUUUUGAAACAUUUAUUAAUCGAGUACAAUUUAAAGUAUUAGAUCAUCCAACAUCACUAAAAGCACGUUUAUGGGCUUGGUCUAAUAUCGAUCAUGAACAUUGUGAUAUGAAGAAAUUAUAUGAAAAAGCUCAAGAAUUAUGUAUACAAUUUGAUAAAGAUGGAAAUAGUUUAUGGUCAAAUGCUUUUGAAAAAAUUCUUUCAGUUUAUAAACAACCAAAAACAUUAUCAUCAAAUAUGGUUAAUGACAUAGUUAAAAAAAUGAUAUCACGUCGAGAAGAAAUUGAUUCGAAAGAAAAUGCUAUUGAUAAUCAACAUGAUUUACCAGUUUAUCAUCGUAUUCAAAGUCUUUUAACAAUUCUUAAUUCUAAAAUAAAUGAUUUUGAUAAUGAAAAAAAACUUUCUUUUCGUUCACUUUCUCCAAUUAUUCUUCAAUUUGAUAAGACAUUGUCUCCUCAAUUGGCAAAAUUAUUGAUAAAAACAACUCAAAAUAAAGAAGAACUUGAAGGUGUAUUGCAAAUGUUUCAAGAAAAUUUACCUAAAAAUUAUUUUGAACGAAUAUUAACAGACAUAUCAAGUGAAAUCAAUAAUAGUCAUUCAUCUUUUUUUAUUCAACAAUUAAGUGGUGAUGAAAAACUUGAAGUAGCUCAAUGGUUUAUUAAAGAAAAAAAUCGAACAUUAUUUGUUUUUGAUUUUCUUAAAAAUCAUGUAUUUAAUGAUAACGGUGUUGAUAGAGAAAAAUGUCAAAAUCUUCUUCGAGAAAUACGAAAAAGUGAUGAUUUAUAUUUACGACAACAAGCAAUGGAAUAUACUGUACCUUGGAAAGAAGAUGGAGAUAUUGCAGAUGAUAAUGAUGACAUGAGUGUUUCCGAUCAUCCUUCUAAUGAAAAUAUGUCUUAA
Molecule: messenger RNA, 2774 nt
Organism: Adineta steineri
Lineage: Eukaryota; Metazoa; Rotifera; Eurotatoria; Adinetida; Adinetidae
Source: the annotation of a GenBank genome assembly